CUCACUUCAACCUGUUGCACCAGUUCAGCAGUGCAGACAAAACGAACAGGCCUAAUGUUUAUGAAGUAUACGCAUCAAUAACAAAAUUUUAAGCCAGUACGAUUGAAGUAAAUAAUACAUUGCAAAAAAUGGCCACUAUGUGGCAUCAACAAAUAUUUGCAUUGGAUGCAAAAUAUAAUACUCUAAGAGCUACUAAAUUAUCCAGUUUAGGAAUGUUGUAUAUUCGUCGUAGAAAUCAGUUACUCCGUGAGAAAUUUUCUAGAGAUCUAGAAAUUGUUACACAGUAUUUAAAAUUACGAUCAAAACUAUUAUGCCGACGUUAUGGAGACUGUCAAGAACAGAACAGCAUAGGGAGUCAUACAAUUAAUGAAGAAUCAUUAGAAAAGAAAAUGAAACAUCACACAAUACAGCGGAAAUCAACUGCAGAGAAUUUUGCAUUUGCUGGUGUACAUCAUGUUUUUGACCAACAUAAGACAGCUGUAUCUAUGCUCAAAUUCGCCAACAAUGACAGAUCUAAAUUAUGUUGUGCAUCAUUAGAUGGUACGCUGUCUAUAUGUGAGGUCAUUAGCACACCCCCAAAAGUAAUUGCUUUGUUGGAAGGUCAUCAUAAUGGUGUAACUGCACUCGACUGGAGUAUCUGCAAUGAUCUUAUAGUUUCCUCUUCUUUGGAUGCUACAAUAAGACUUUGGAGAGUGUGUGUGGAUAUGGAACCAAGUUGUUUGCGUGUGGUGAAUGAUCAACAACGAGCUGAGGUUCUUUGUUGCAGUUUCAUUCCUGCUAACAAUAAUUUAAUAAUAGCUGGAAAUUCUCAAGGCCUGAUUCAGAUUUUAAAUGUAUCCACUGGUAUAUAUACACGUGGUGGAUCGUGUAAGAUCGGUGGAAAGAUUCUUUCUCUGACAUGCGAGGGCAGCGGUGGUUCAAUAAUUUGGGCUGGUAAUGAUAGAGGUGUGAUAGUCUCUUUCCGAUUGGAACCAGGUAUAGGAAGGUUAACAAAGCUACAAAGAGUACUGGAAACUGGUAGUAUGAUAACCAGUCUUUCUUGGCGCUCUUGGUUAUCAAAAGAUGCUCCUUGGGCAGCAUUAUUAAUAAACAGCGCAUGCAACAUGGUGUUGCUAUAUCACGUCGUUGAUAGUCAUGGUUCUUUAUGUUUUUGGAGAAAAUAUCCCAUUAAACAUAGGUAUCGUCUUAUUGUAUAUUAUUCAUUGCGGUCUACUUUCUGUCCACAAAUGGGUGCAUGUUUAAUAGCUACUGGCUCAGAGGAUGGAGCUGUUCAUCUGUUAGACUGUGCAAGAGAAGGAAAGUCCGCAAGAAUCAACCGACUGCAUGGUCAUGCGACGUCUACAAUAACAUUGUCGUUUAAUUAUGAUGAAUCUUUACUUGCGUCUGCAGAUCACGAUGGAUUGGUCAUUCUGUGGCGUAAUCAUCAGCGUCAUUUAUAAAGCAUUCCUUUGCAUGUUUUAUGAUUUUCAUCAGAUUAGAAAGCCUAUUUUAGAUUAGAAAGUCCUAUUUUUUCCAAUAAAAUUCUUCAAAUCUUUGGAUAAACUAUUAAAAUAUUAUGUAUAUUACACAUAAGAAAAAAUUACAAAUUUAAAAAAUUACAAAUCCAUUGAGGGAAAAUUUUAUCUUUGAUAUAUUGUUGGUAAAAUACUUCUGUUUUCAAAUUAUCGAUUUUGGCCAUGCAAGAUUCGAGUUCUGCCUUAUUAGUUUUGAAGUUUUAGCGACAACUGGUCAUCUCCUUUAAUGAAGAAGUCACAAUAUCAUUCGACGGCAGGUCUGACAAAUGUUUUAUUUUUAAAUAGUAUGAGUUAACAAAUCAAGUUUUUAGUUUUUGUAAUACUGUCAAAUAGAUAAUUAAAUAAGUUUUUAACAUUAAAUAUCUUUAAAUAUUAAUAAGUAACAUAAAUAUUUAACAUUGGUUCUUGUACAUAUCAGAAUAAAAUAAUUGAAUAGGAAAGAUGUUAAAUAAGAUGUAUAUGUUAAAAUUAUUAGUAAUACAAUAUUAUAGAAUGAGAUACAAUAAGAUAGAAUGAAUAUUGUAAAAUGAAGGAAUCUAAGAACACGGUUUGAAUAAACGGUUAUUUCUGUAUAACAAUA
This is a messenger RNA of Harpegnathos saltator (Jerdon's jumping ant), 2094 nucleotides long. Its product is annotated as WD repeat-containing protein 13. The transcript has 4 exons. Gene Ontology annotation, cellular component: nucleus. The record is from RefSeq and is a predicted model, not a curated record. Gene Ontology annotation, molecular function: promoter-specific chromatin binding; protein binding. Lineage: Eukaryota; Metazoa; Arthropoda; Insecta; Hymenoptera; Formicidae. The coding region runs from base 129 to 1439 and encodes 436 amino acids.